Molecule: messenger RNA, 3305 nt
Organism: Scophthalmus maximus (turbot)
Lineage: Eukaryota; Metazoa; Chordata; Actinopteri; Pleuronectiformes; Scophthalmidae
Exons: 9
Coding region: 183-1028 (281 amino acids)
Cellular component (GO): membrane
Source: RefSeq, a predicted model, not a curated record
CUGAGCGAGGGCUGAGAGGCGGGGCAGGACGCGCAUCGGGGCUGUAUAAAUAGUAGCAACGUGUAGAAUUCUGGAUUUGUUGUAAGUUGUUCGCCUGUUUUGCACCUCACCAUCUACUCAAAGAAGAAGGACUGCUAAAGGUCUCGUGUUAAUACAGUUCACAGGCUUCACACACACUCAUCAUGGCUCUGGAUGGAUGUGGCAUCGCCUGCAAAUAUGUCCUCAUCCUUUUCAACAUCAUCUUUGCGGUGGUGGGGUUUGCCUUUUUGAUUCUAGGCAUGUGGCUGAGGUUCAGCAAUGAAACCAGAGGCCUCUUUGAAAUACCAUCCCUCAACUCAAGUGCAUUUGUUACGGGUGUGACGAUUCUGAUCGCUCUGGGUUCAGUGAUGCUGAUCGUGGUGGUGUUCGGAGACUACGGUGUCUGCAACGAGAAAAGAUGCGCUCUGCAAGUGUUCUCUGUCCUUCUGGCCCUUCUGGCUACGGCGGAAAUCGUUUGUGGAGUGCUGGCCUACUCCAGGAGAUAUGAGGUUGGACUCAACUUUGCACAGUUCUACACUAGCAUGUAUCUCCUGUAUGCAAAAAAUGGAGGAGAUCCAGCCAUUGGUGUCAGUCUCACAUUCAUCCACUACAUGCUACACUGCUGUGGAGUGACAGGGGUCCCACUGAUGGAACUGGCUAAACAGACCUGUCCCAAACCAGACGGAAUUUGGGAGCACCUCAUCAUGCCUAAUUGCCCUGAGGUGAUAGUAACCAUCUUUGACAGCAAAGCAUCACUGGUGAUGGGCAUCUUCAUUGGAACUGCAGCUCUUUUGGUCUUGGUUUUGAUUUGCAGCAUUACGCUCAGUAGAAAGAUUCAUCUGUCCGUCUCAUCACCUCAGUACAUUGUCCUGACUAACUGCACCCCUGGCCUGUCUAACCCUCAACCAUCUCAGCAUGAGAUUGUCUCCACCUCCUACUCCUACCCUAACCAGGACCCUGUCAUGUUCACCCCCCUCACUAUGGCCAACGUCCCUGUGGGUCAGGCCUAGUGGGCUCAGGCCAGUUUGCAUCGUCAUGGUCAUGAUAUCUUCAUUUUUUCCCCUCUCCACAAUGCUCUGGCAUUGAGGUUACGACUGGAUUUUCCUCGUACAGCUGCAGUAGAUACAUUUGACAGUAGACACAUUUUAAAUCAAAGAACAAGGGCUUCUUAAGAUUUUCAACAAUCAUUGAUAACUAGAUAGACUACAAUACAUAAAAACAAAUCUAUACCCCAUCUCUCCUCCCCCAGCCACAUCUUCAUUAGGUGGAAAUUGGUAUUUUCUGUCUGUCCCGUCUUUUUGUGUUAUUUUCAUACUUUAUGUCAAGGGAUGUACAAAUGCGUUUUCCUGAACAAAUCAGUUCAGUCGCUUCAUGGAGAGAAAUUAGUCGCAGAAUGGUCACAAAUGUGUAUCACAUGAUCUACAAGUGAAAAAUAAGCGUACAAUGAUUUGUGCAUGACCUUCGGUUACUCGGGGAGUGAAAAACGUCUUUCCCAUUGGAAAUUACACACGGGCAUCAUGUAAGCUGAUCCGUGUAUAUCAGGCAUAUCCGUGCACAUGCGUUUAAGAACUUGUAAAUUGAUAUUAAGAUUUCACAAAUAUUUUAGACUUACAGUUUUUACUUAAAGCAGCUUACAUUAACGAUUAAUGUUGGAUGCAUUAAGGUCAUCUGUCUGAACCCUUAGGGCCAGUUCAUCUACACCACAGUUUAGGGGUUUUACAGCAUGUGCACAUGGUAUAGUGACCAGGUAUUGUAUUAGUAAAGUAGUCUAAGUGUGCACGUGUGUGGAGAAACAGUUCAUCCACAGUUUAAGCGUCCACUCACAGCUCAGAGAAAGCAUGGCUUUCUACAAAACAGUGUCGCAAAUAUCUGCAGCUAAAAACAUAAAAAAAAUGCCAUUAGUGGAUUUGUACUUUACACAUUUACUUAUUCCUCGCUGAACAUUUUAGCCUUUUUCAGUCACCCACAAGCUUUUCUUUAUGUGAUUGUUGUUGUAAGUGCUGGGUGCAACUAACUCAUUCUAUGGCUGGUUUAAUCCUGGAGGUGAAAAGGAGGAGGAAUCAGUUUUUUCUCGCUGCACAGCUUUGGCCCAUCCCUGCUUUUUACUUCCUACUUCUGUGUCUACAUGACAGAUUACCACUCUAGUCUGCGCCAUUACCCUCCUGAAACAGAUCAAGAGAGUCAAUCAGGAGAUCACGACGUACUAUUCCACCGUGUACUGAAGAUGAGGAUUCGGUUUUCAACCCUUACCCUCUUCUGCCUCUUCAACGGAGACCAAUGCUGGAAUUCAGCCUCAGCCAGCAAACCAAUGUUUACACACUUUCCUCCCAUGUGUCAACUACUGAUCAUAUUAGACUUGGAACUUGAACAGCGUUUUUCAUAUCUUAAAACAUUACAUUGAGCUUAUAAUUUGACCCGUUGUGAAACUGCAAAACAAAUACCAGCUUUGUUUAGAGCAACCAUCAAAAUUACAGUGUGCUUAAAAAAACUAAAAAAACCUGCAGCAGCUCUUGGUGAAAUGGAUGUUGCUUAUAAUUAGCUAUCAUUCAUCCAAAUAGAGACCGACAGCUUGACAGCAUGUGCGUACUAACCCGACAGGCCUCUACAUCACUGUGGGCGUGUGAUAAGUAAUCCGAGGAUGGAAAACAACACAUCCAUUUAAUGAUAUAUUUCGGUCAAAAUAAGUUGUCGCCUUGAAACAGGACUUCACAUUUGUAAGUGUUGCCCUCCAUCAUCUUUGCACCAGCCAUAAAGUAUGUCAGUGUGUAAUGACUGGACAGUUCUCUUCACUUUUUUUUACUACACCAUAGCUUCUUUUUUUUGUCAUUACGUAAAUAAUACUAGGUGUAUUGUUACAUUGGUACUACAGUAUUAUUUGCAAAAUAGUUUUGUAGAAACGGCAUUCCACUUAAUUUUCUUUAUUCUUGAUGAUUGUUCAGUGACAGAAAUGUUCUGCAGGCUUUCCUCUUUAACCAGGUUAUGCUUGAAGCCAUUUCAAAUGGCAAAUCUGAGAAAUCAUCGAGAGCCGCUCUCCUGUAAACAACGCUUUGAUACAGAGGACAACACCUUGUGCCUUUUAUUGUCGAAAGCCUCUGUGACCAAAUAAAUACACACUUAAGUGUCCCGUAUAGAUAUUCUCUCAUUCUGUCUACUCUAUAGUUGUAACUAUUGCAUUGUAUUAUUUUGUACCGAGUUCACAACUUUUGAAAUCAAUGUGACAUUGAGGUUUUUGUCUUCUUUACAAUCAUUGUUUUACUUGUUGCCAUAAAUAUAACCAAACAAGAGUG